AUGGCUAGUGAAUCUGAGCCUCGUAAAGGUUGUUUUGCCGGUUGCUGCAGUGGGAAAAACAAGCAGGUCAAUCUCAAAGGUUACGGUUCGGCAGAGAAACAACAAGAAGAUCCUAACACUCCCAGUUGCUGCAAAAACAAACCAUCUCCCUGUUGUGACGUCUCUUGCCUUGACCGUAUCGCUCUUCGCCAAUGUGAUAGUGUAUCACCUAACGAUGCAUCUCCAAAACCCCCAAAUGCUAGCUGCAAAAGACCCGACGGCAAGCCAUGCGACCAACACAGCCGUUCUGCACGCGCUGAAUACGCAGGCGUGCUCGAAGCUCUAGGCUGUAUUUGUCGUGCUUUGAUAGCCCUUGGGCAAGAAUCCUGUUGCACGCCACCAAGAGGUUCUUCCUCUGGAAAUGAGCGUCAUUCGGCGGACUCUUCUAGGGCUAUUCUGCGUAUUUCCAUUGACUCUUGCUGUGAGAGAUACGCCACUGUGUCUGACAGACGCCGUAGCGCCAAUCCAAAGGGGAAGGGAAAGGCAUGUUCGGGCAGCUGUUGCGGUUCUCCUAAGGCUCCUGCAUCGCCUGAGAAGUGUGUUGACAGUGAAAAGAAGGGACCUAUCAAGUCCGGUAGCUGUUGCGGCAAACCUAAGGCGUCCGAAGCCGGUGAACAACAUAUGCCACUCACGGAGAGCUGCUGCGGUAAAUCAAAAUGCGAAAAGCCUUUACCUACAUCUUGUGGAAAGGGAGAAGCCAAUACCAAUAGCUGCUCUGCCGGCUGCUGCGGCGAACCCACAUCCCCUUUCGGUGCCUUGUCGCAGCGAACGCCUAAUGACCCGUGUAAACGGGCGGUUUCUGGAUGUGCCGUCGCAAAAGAAAGUCCCAGGGAUUCCAUAGAGGUCAUUCCACGAACCGCUGUUCCUGACCUCGAAAAGGGCUUUCUCAACAAGGAACACAUCAUUUUGAGCAUAUCUGGAAUGACCUGCACUGGAUGCGAAACAAAACUUAAGCGGACUUUGGGCACACUGGAAUCAGUCCAGAAUCUCAAAACCAGCUUGGUGCUCUCGCGGGCAGAAUUCGACCUCGAUGUCAGCAUUCAGUCGCUCGACAAAGUGUUUAGGCACUUGAAGAAAAUUACUGAGUUCGAGUAUGAAAGGGUCACAGACCGAGGAUCACAAUUGGAUAUUCUCGUCCCUAAUACCUCUUCUGAAUUCGUGAAGCAAGACUGGCCUCGUGGUGUAACUGAGAUGACUGUUGUUGAUGAACAAACUGUCAAUGUCUCUUUUGACGCUAAAAUUAUUGGGUCAAGAGAUCUCCUGGAGCAUGGCUGGGAUAUACCCCUUCGUUUAGCUCCUCCUCGUCCUGACGCAACUCUGGCGGCUGGAAACAAGCAUGUGCGCCACAUUGGAUACAUGACUAUUCUAUCCAUUAUCCUGACAGUGCCGGUUUUGGUCCUCUCCUGGGCGCCGUUGCCUGAGAGGGAGAUUACUUAUGGUUCUGUGUCGUUAGCAUUAGCGACAAUUGUGCAGGUAAUCAUUGCCGGUCCAUUCUACCCAAAGGCAUUCAAAGCCUUGAUAUUUUCCAGGAUCAUUGAGAUGGAUCUACUCAUUGUACUCAGCACAAGUGCAGCGUAUAUUUUUUCCGUGAUCUCGUAUGGCUACCUUGUAGUGGGUAAUCCACCCGCCACCGGUGAAUUCUUUGAGACCAGCACUUUGCUCGUCACUUUGAUCAUGGUUGGUCGGUAUGUAGUCGCACUCGCUCGCCAGAAAGCCGUCGAGUCUAUUUCUCUGCACUCACUGCAGACACCUACUGCAAUCCUGGUGGAUGAAUCUGGACCGAAUGAAAAACAGAUCGAUGUUCGUCUCCUUCAGUAUGGGGACAUUUUCAAAGUCAUUCCAGACACCAAGAUUCCAACCGACGGGACGGUUAUCGGAGGAUCAUCCGAGGUCAACGAGUCAAUGGUUACCGGAGAGUCAAUCCCUGUAGAGAAAUCCCCUGGAUCGACUAUCGCAGCAGGAUCUGUGAAUGGUUCUGGCACUCUCAUUGCCAAGUUAACUCGUCUUCCUGCUGAUAACACAAUUGCUGUCAUUGCAGGGAUGGUCGACCAAGCGAAACUAUCCAAGCCGAAGAUACAAGAUUUUGCUGAUCGAGUGGCAAGCUACUUUGUACCUGUUAUAGUGACUCUUACUAUCGUAACCUUCGUGAUUUGGAUUGCUGUGGGGAUAGCAGUGAGAAAUCAGUCUGGAUCGAGAGCUACUACCGAAGCAAUAACCUACGCUAUCACAGUUCUCGUCGUCUCUUGUCCUUGUGCUAUUAGCCUGGCUGUACCCAUGGUCAUCGUUAUAGCCAGUGGUGUUGCUGCUGAGCGAGGCAUCAUUUUUAAGGCUGCUGACAGCAUCGCGGUCGUGUACAAGAUCUCUCAUGUUGUAUUCGACAAGACCGGAACUGUCACCCGAGGCAAUAUCGCGGUUGUAGUUGAACAUGCCGACAAUACUAACGGUUCGAUGGCCCUACUUCUCGGGCUGAUUAGCGGCAAUAAACACCCAAUUUCCGCCGCUGUCGCUACACAUCUGACGGCCAAAGGAAUAUCGGCGUCAACUGUCACUGAUACAACUGUACUGACUGGUAAAGGUGUUGAAGGGGUUGCACCCGGCCUCAUCCUGCGCGCAGGAAACUCACGGUGGCUCAAUCUCUUAUCCAAUCCGCAAGUCCAAUCUGUUCUUGAUCAAGGCUACACGGCAUUCUGUUUUACAAUUAACGGCGAUCUCGCCGCUGUCUUUGGCUUAGUGGACUUACUCCGCCCGGACGCACUCGAAACUGUUACUAAGCUCCAGGAGCGCGGUAUAUCCGUCCAUCUCAUCUCAGGUGACGAUACCGGCCCUGUCAAUUCCAUUGCUAGGCAGCUGGACAUCAGGACUGGGAAUACCCGUUCUCGAUGCACCCCAGCCGACAAGCAAGCAUACAUUCAAGCCCUCGCGAGCCCACCCCAUGAACCACCACAUACGAAGACCCCGAUAAUUAUGUUCGUUGGCGACGGUACAAAUGACGCUGUAGCGCUUGCUUCCUCCACAAUAGGCGUACACAUAAACCAAGAAACCGGCAGCGACGUCGCCAAAUCCGCAGCAGACGUUGUACUCAUGAGACCCAGCCUACUUAGCAUCCUGACAAUGAUCAAUAUCAGUGAGAAAGCAGUACGAAGGAUCAAAUUCAAUUUCGGCUGGAGCUUUGUGUACAACCUGUUCGCGGUCUUGCUUGGUGCCGGUGCGUUUGUGAAUGCUAGGAUUCCGACGGAAUUUGCGGGAAUGGGGGAGUUGGUUAGUGUUUUGCCUGUUGUUGUUGCGGCUGUGCUUUUGAGAUGGGCGAGGGUUUAGAUGCAAUGAUUCAUGCGGCUAGGAUAAAACAGUAAGUCCGGAAAUAGUUUUAUUCUCUGUUUUCUUUUUCUUGACUACUUAAGUUCGGUUAUGUCAUGCAACGAACGUCUCCAGUUAUGACCGCUGUAUUGAUGUUUCUACUUAGAGCAACUACAAUAGUCAGUUACGAAGUUGAUUCAACAUGUUUGAAGCACUGC
This is a messenger RNA of Talaromyces stipitatus ATCC 10500, 3551 nucleotides long. RefSeq names its product copper-transporting ATPase, putative. Gene Ontology annotation, molecular function: ATPase-coupled monoatomic cation transmembrane transporter activity; ATP hydrolysis activity; metal ion binding. Gene Ontology annotation, biological process: monoatomic cation transport. The transcript has 2 exons. The record is from RefSeq and is a predicted model, not a curated record. Gene Ontology annotation, cellular component: membrane. NCBI's taxonomy places the organism in Eukaryota, Fungi, Ascomycota, Eurotiomycetes, Eurotiales, Trichocomaceae. Bases 1 to 3354 code for a protein of 1117 amino acids.